AUGGCUAAUUCUUCCUCCCACAAGCUUUCCUACAUCAUUUUCUUCCUUUCCCUCUCCACGUUCGCUUCCGCAGCCCUAAAAGUGGGCUUCUAUCGAUCAUCGUGUCCCGAGGCCGAGGCCAUUAUCGAGAAUGUUGUUGAUCGCGCCGUCUCUCGUAACCCUGGCAUCGCUGCUGGGCUCAUUAGAAUGCACUUCCAUGACUGCUUUGUUAGGGGAUGUGAUGGGUCAGUGCUUUUGGAAUCAACUCCGGGAAACCCAGCUGAGAGAUAUCAUCCAGCAAAUUUCCCGACAUUACGAGGUUUCGAGGUUAUUGAUGAAGCCAAGGCCAAAAUUGAGGCUAUUUGUCCCCAAACCAUGUCUUGUGCUGACAUUCUCGCCUUCGCCGCCCGUGAUAGCGCCAACAAAGUUGGUGGCAUUAACUAUGCUGUACCAGCCGGCCGCCGCGAUGGCUGCAUUUCAAGGAAGGAAGAAGCUGGAACUCUCCCUAGUUUUGCUUUCAACGCCGAGAAGCUCGCCAGCGAGUUUGCGAAACGAGGGCUGUCGGUGUCGGAGAUGGUGACCCUCUCCGGUGCACACUCCAUCGGAAUAGCUCACUGCCCCACCUUCUCCAAGAGGCUAUAUUCCUUCAAUGAAACUCAUUCACAAGACCCUUCAAUGGACCCCUCGUAUGUUGAUUACUUGAAGAACAAAUGCCCGCCACCGCGUGGUGAUCGGAGCGAGGAGGCGGCCGUGGCGCUUGAUUUCUCCACGCCGCACCGUUUGGACAACCGUUACUAUAUCGAGCUGAAGAAAAACCGUGGGCUGUUGACGUCUGAUCAGACGUUAUUGAGUAGCUCUUUGACGUCUAAGAUGGUGUUGAAGAAUGCCAAUGAUGGCUCCAAAUGGGCUGCUAAGUUUGCUAAGGCGAUGGUUAAAAUGGGCAAAAUUGAUGUCCUUACGGGAUCACAAGGCGAGAUUAGGCGCCAUUGCAGCUUUGUGAAUUGA
Messenger RNA from Cucurbita pepo subsp. pepo (vegetable marrow), 984 nucleotides. Its product is annotated as peroxidase 5-like. Gene Ontology annotation, biological process: response to oxidative stress; hydrogen peroxide catabolic process. Gene Ontology annotation, molecular function: peroxidase activity; heme binding. The record is from RefSeq and is a predicted model, not a curated record. NCBI's taxonomy places the organism in Eukaryota, Viridiplantae, Streptophyta, Magnoliopsida, Cucurbitales, Cucurbitaceae.